Messenger RNA from Lathyrus oleraceus (garden pea), 2220 nucleotides. Its product is annotated as protein FAR1-RELATED SEQUENCE 5. The transcript is spliced from 2 exons. Bases 1 to 2220 code for a protein of 739 amino acids. The record is from RefSeq and is a predicted model, not a curated record. Gene Ontology annotation, molecular function: zinc ion binding. Gene Ontology annotation, biological process: regulation of DNA-templated transcription. NCBI's taxonomy places the organism in Eukaryota, Viridiplantae, Streptophyta, Magnoliopsida, Fabales, Fabaceae.
AUGCAAAAUAUACAUGAAGAUUCAACCAUAGUUAGCUCUGAUGACAUGCUUGAAAGUGUUGUUGGUAUUGAUCCUCUCAAUAGCAGACUACCAACAGAGCCUCCCUUAGAGCCAUACGAAGGAAUGGAGUUUGCAUCAAUUGAAGAGACGAGAAUUUACUACACAAGGUAUGCUAAGAAUACAGGUUUUAGUUUUCGUAUGGGUCGUGUUACUAAAUCAAGAACAAAUGGUAUGAUAAUAGGUCGAGAAUUUCUCUGUUCAAAGGAGGGAUUUCGGGCAAAAAAAUAUGUGAAAGAAGAAAGUAAUAGUAUUAUCGUACACGAUGAAACAAGGGUAGGAUGCAAGGCAAUGUUGUAUUUAAAGAAAAAUGGAGAAAUAUGGAUUGUUUCAAGAUUUGUAAGGGAGCAUAAUCAUGAACUAUUUUCUCCUAAAAGUUCACAGUUUCUUCGAGUACAUAGAAAGAAGACUAAUGUGCAAAAAAAACUUAUUGAUGUGUUGCAUGAUUCUGGUUUAGGCCCUAGUAAAAUAAGAUCUGUCUUAUGUACUGAAAGUGGUGGUGUUGAUAAUGUUAGAUUUAGUCCACAAGAUGUUAUCAAUUACUUAACUGAAAAGAGACAAAAAAAGUUAGAAAAUGGAGAUGCUCAAAUGAUGUUAUCAUAUUUUAAAAGUUGUCAAUUGAAGAAUCCUGGGUUUUUCUAUGCUUUUCAAAUGGACGCUGAAGGAAGAUUAGCAAAUUGUUUUUGGGUUGAUUCAAGGUCCAAAAUGGCAUAUAAAUACUUUGGUGAUGUUGUUACUUUUGAUCCGACGUAUUUGACAAAUAAAUAUAAAAUGCCUUUUGUUCCAUUCACAAGAGUUAAUCAUCAUCAACAAUCCAUUCUUUUUGGUUGUGCUCUAUUAUGGGAUGAAACUAUAGAGAGUUUUUUUUGGUUGCUAAGUACUUGGUUAGAAGCAAUGAAUGGAAUUUCUCCUAAAACUAUCAUCACAGAUCAAGAUGCUGCUAUUAGUAAUGCAGUUGCAAAGGUAUUUCCAAAGGUUAAUCAUCAUUAUUGCAUGUGGCAUAUUAAGAAAAAAGUUCCUGAAUACUUGAGUCGUGUCUAUCAUGAACAUGGUGAAUUUAAAAAUCAAUUUUACAAGUGCAUCCACCAAUCUACCACUGUUGAAGAAUUUGAUUCUGAUUGGGAAGCAAUGAUUGAUAAAUAUGGAUUACAAGAUAAUCAAUGGCUAAACAAUAUAUUCUCCAUUCGAGAAAAAUGGAUUCCUGCUUAUGUACGUCACAAUUUUUGUGCAGGAAUGUCUACCACUCAAAGGAGUGAAAGUAUGAAUAAAUAUUUUAAGGAUUUUUUGAAUUCAAGUACUUCAUUAAGCCAAUUUGUGACACAAUAUGAAAAAGCUCUUGAUGCACGUUACAACAAGGAAAGAGAGAAGACUUUCACAACAAGAAAUUCAAAGCCACUUUUACGAACUUUAUAUCCCAUGGAAGAAGAAACUUCAAAAAUUUAUACAAGAAAAAUGUUUAGAAUAUUUCAAGAUGAGUUGGUUGGUUCUCAAUUAUUUAUCACAGAAAAGGUUAAGUUUUCUAUUGAAGUCUCAACGUAUAAAGUUCGUGAAAUUUACAAAGAGAAGCCUAUCUACUAUGUGAAUUUUCAUGUCACUUCAAAAGAAGCAAAUUGUAGUUGUCACAUGUUUGAAUAUUCAGGUAUUCUUUGUAGACAUGUAUUAUGUGUAUUCAUAAAGAAAAAGGUUUAUUGUCUCCAUUCACAGUAUGUUUUACAUAGAUGGUCUAUUAAUGCUAAAAAAGAAAAGGUAAAAGAAGUGACAAUUGAAGGAUUUCAAGAAGGAAGCAGCAACGCUUCUGACACUUCAUUGUUUAAUAGUAUUAUGGUUCAUUCCCUCGAACUAUCAGAAAGAGGUUCACAAUCCAAAAAACAUCACGAUAUUGCUAUUCAAAGUUUGCAAAAUGGGAUUGCAAAACUUGAUUUAUUGGAUAUUGAAGAGUCAAAUAAGAAGUUUGUUGAUUCAACAUCGGAAGAUAUGCCAAAAGUAUCUGAUGUUAGCAUAGCUUUGCAUGACCCUCCACUUAUAGCAACUAAAGGACGUCCGCGGACUUUGCGAAUGAAAAGUAGUUUGGAGAUGGUUAGAAAAGGUUCCUCUACUUGUAGUUAUUGCAUGAAAAAGGGUCAUACUAAGCCUAAAUGUCCAAAUUUAAAUCAAACAAGGUGA